Mya arenaria is the source of this 1675-nucleotide messenger RNA. RefSeq lists its product as uncharacterized. Gene Ontology annotation, molecular function: NAD binding; oxidoreductase activity, acting on the aldehyde or oxo group of donors, NAD or NADP as acceptor; NADP binding. The record is from RefSeq and is a predicted model, not a curated record. Bases 128 to 1144 code for a protein of 338 amino acids. The transcript is spliced from 10 exons. Lineage: Eukaryota; Metazoa; Mollusca; Bivalvia; Myida; Myidae. Gene Ontology annotation, biological process: glucose metabolic process.
AAGUCGAAAUUUGCGGAAUUUGAAUGAAGUGAUUUCCCUUAGUUGAAAAUAUCAUCCUCUUUGCGCAUGCGCACUUCACCUUCCUUUGCCGGCUAACGAGGACAAGUAGUUAAACCAGACAUCAAACAUGUCUAUCAAAGUUGGAAUUAACGGUUUUGGUCGUAUUGGCCGUCUGACAGCCAGAGCUGCCCUGGAGCAGUCUGCAGACCAGGUCACUGUGGUUGCCAUUAAUGACCCCUUCAUCUCUCUGGAGUACAUGGUGUACAUGUUCCGUUACGAUACCACUCACGGAAAAUUCAAGGGAACUGUUGAGGCUAAGGAUGGAAAGCUGGUGAUCAAUGGCAAAGCCAUCUCUGUAUAUAUGGAGAGGGAAGCAGGUGCCAUUCCAUGGGCCAAAGAUGGAGCUGACUAUGUCGUGGAAUCUACUGGUGUCUUCACCACCCUUGACAAAGCUGGUGCCCAUUUAACUGGUGGAGCUAAGAAGGUGAUCAUCUCUGCCCCCUCCGCAGACGCCCCUAUGUUUGUGGUUGGUGUGAACGAAGACAAAUAUGUAAAAUCCAACAAUGUGGUCAGCAAUGCAUCUUGCACAACAAACUGUCUGGCUCCUCUUGCCAAGGUGAUCAAUGAUGAGUUCGGCAUUGUUGAGGGUCUGAUGACGACGGUGCACGCGUACACCGCCACGCAGAAGGUCGUUGAUGGUCCCAGCAUGAAGGACUGGCGUGGAGGAAGGACCGCUGCACAGAACAUCAUUCCAUCGUCCACUGGCGCAGCAAAGGCUGUAGGAAAAGUCAUCCCAGAACUGAAUGGAAAGUUGACGGGUAUGGCUUUCCGUGUGCCGGUACAGGAUGUGUCAGUUGUCGACCUGACUGUUCGAAUUGAAAAGGGGGCCAGCUAUGAUAAGAUCAAGGCAGCAAUUAAGGCCGCAUCUGAAGGAAAAAUGAAGGGUAUUCUCGGCUACACAGAAGAAGCCGUCGUCUCAUCUGACUUCAUCGGAGAUAACCACAGCAGUAUCUUUGAUGCCUCUGCCGGCAUCUCCCUCAAUGACAACUUUGUCAAGCUUGUGUCAUGGUAUGACAAUGAGUAUGGUUACAGCAACCGUGUGGUUGAUUUGAUCAAACACAUGGCAAAAGUCGACGGCAAGUAAUCAGCUGAUGAGCCCAGCCAAGCUGUAGUGUGCUAAAAAAUCGCUGCAGAUGUUGGUCCUAUAGACUAAACUCUAUAUAGUUUUGUAACUUUGUGUUUUAUUUAAAAGAAAGUUAUGACCUUUAGUCUUAAAAUGGAGGGUACAAACUCUGGACUUCCUUGAAUAAGAUUGUAGUGGUUUUAGAAUUUUGUUUAUUAUCGAGUUUAGUGCUAUCAAUAGUGUUAAGAAUUUCGUUGUUGUCAUCUAAGCACAAGCCAACAAACACUUUUUUUGAAUACAAUAAAACCAGGUUUGCAUCCGAUUUUAUCUUACACCUGACUCUUAUUCUCUGUGAUUUUACCCCAUAAUAUUGUGCUAUCUUGGAGAGAUUGUAUUCCACAAUUUACAUAGCCUUACUUUUCUGUUUCAAUUGUGUAAGAUUUGUUUUUAUAAUUAUUAUUAUGUUAUUAUUGGGUCUUCAUUGACCCUCCCAACACGCAAAUAGUGCUAUAAGAACCAUUGUAGCUGUGUUGAUUAAAAGUUACAAGGAUU